GCCAAGAUUGAAGUUAAGCGACGUUGACGAAACCGGACCAAAGUUAAUCGGAGUUCGGCCGAGGGUUACCCCACCCAGAUAGAACACGGGGUCACGACGGCAUCGAAGUGACGUGGAAGUGACGCUAAUGUAGCUUUCGAGUGACGAUUGAAGCCACGAUAACGUCAUCGUGAAUCGUCGCGAGUCCGCCUGGGUUAACGUAUCGUAGGCAACGCAGCGAGGACACGCUGGUUAAUGAUGAAAUAAAAAAUUGACGGAGCCUCGGGGCAUUUUCGCUCUAAUGACCAAUCGAUUCGCGCGCGGGUGUUCGUACCAAAUAACAUAUCGCGCAAUCAGAGUCGAGAGGGGGGGAGGAUCGAGGGUGAAUCCCGGAAUAACGAGGCAUUUUCGAGUAGAUUCCUGGAUAAGGUAGACCCGAGUACAUUCGACCGAAGUGUUAAUCGAAGCUGCGAAUAAAUGUACAGAGCGAACCCGAUAAUAAGACUGAUACUUGGGAAAAAAAACAAUAACGCAGGUUGCAGUACGUUGCAUCGGCGCGACAUGAGCAGUUGCGAGACAUUGAGCAGGCCCGUAGAGACUUCGAUCAGGGGAAAGCUGGAAGCUGCGCUGAAUCCCCUUCAUUGCGACGUCAUUAAUGAGUCCUACAUGCACAAUGUUCCCAAGAACUCUGAGUCGCACUUCAAGGUAGUGGUUGUAUCGGAGAAAUUCGACAAGCAGCCGUUGAUCAAGCGACACCGGAUGAUAAACCAGUUGUUGCAAGCGGAACUGCAAGGAGGCGUACAUGCUCUGUCAAUUGUAGCGAAAACACCAGAGCAGUGGGAAGCGAGCAAUACGGUGGCUGCGAGUCCUGUUUGCAGGGGCGGUUUUGGAAAAUAAUGUUACGUAACAAUUUAACGAUUAAUCAUACGAAGGUAAUAACGUAAGUUGCGAAAAUAAUGUAUACAAGUGUCGCGUAAUAAACACAUAUUCCGCUGCGAUUUACAUAAAUAAUAUCAUUUUUUUUUUAUUAAAUGAGAUCAUUAUGUACGUACUGCCCUCUAUACACCAAACGAAAUCAGAUAAAAUUAAAUUAUUUCUCGAUUUGUAGAAUUGGAACGAAGUUAAAUUACUAAAAUCGUAAUACAGAUUAAACAGCGCGUUAAAAGAAAUGUAAUUCCAUCGAUCUUGACUUCGAUUUAUUUUUUCAAAAAAUAUUGAGAAUUAUCUUCUCGACCGUUGUUGCACUGAAUCCUUUAAUUGCAAGGGUUUGGUUCAACAAUACAAUAGAGCGCAUGGUGCAAAUUCGAUAUGAGAGAAAUGAGUUAAAACAAAUGAUGAGAUUCACCUUUCUCCUCAUUUCGAAAUGUACUAAAACUACGAAAACUUUCAGAAUAAACAUGCAUAUGUAAAUAAAUGCAAGUAAAAAAAUUUCCCGUGGUUUGCUUUCUUUUUCUUGGUUCAAUUAGGCCACGUAUUGUUGUGCCAAUCUCCCUGCAAUCGUAGCAACUGCAUAAUGUACAACAAAAACGACAAAAAUAAAAAGGUGCACUAAUGUCACAACA
Messenger RNA from Vollenhovia emeryi, 1541 nucleotides. RefSeq names its product bolA-like protein DDB_G0274169. Gene Ontology annotation, cellular component: mitochondrion. The record is from RefSeq and is a predicted model, not a curated record. NCBI's taxonomy places the organism in Eukaryota, Metazoa, Arthropoda, Insecta, Hymenoptera, Formicidae. The coding region runs from base 457 to 876 and encodes 139 amino acids. The transcript has 4 exons.